ACUGCACGUCCACCUUACAUUUUGUCCUAGUGUCCUAUAUGUUUUAAUCUGCAGGUGAGAAGUAUCAGUUGGACAAAAGGACAGCUAGAAAAGACUUUUAGAUCAGGCUGACUAAAGGUCCUCACUUCUCAGCAGGUUGUCAGCGUGAUGUCUACUGCCUCAGUUAACUGCAGCCUGUCUGACCAGUAACCUUAAGCGUGUGGCAAAACAACCAGAGUCUGUCCAGACAAGGAUUAAUCCGAAUCAGAGGUGUGACAUCCUGGCCGGAUUUUUGUAGGUCUCUUUAGCGUGAGUUUCUCUGAUGGUUUUGACUUCCUGGAAGCCGGAAGGAAGACAUACAGUGUAGGCCAAUAAACAGACUCGGUUGAUCUUUCAUUUAAAAAUCUAUACAAGUGAGUGUUUGGCGACUAUAAAACGCAAACUAGCAGUGAAGAGGAGAUCUGAUACAUUUCUAAACUGGAUUAAAAUCUGGAUCCCUAAAUGAGCCCAAACAUUGCACUCCACGUGCUUCCAUGUUGCAUUCUCUGUGUCCAUGUCAUAAAGGCUGGCUGACCUCUCUCAGUGCAUGUCCUUCAUUAUACAGGGUCGGCAUUUUCAAAUGGCACCCACGAGAUGUGACAGCUGACCACCUGUUGCUCGCAGGUCGACCAGCCUCCAUAAUGUAUAUGUGUGUGUGUGUGUGUGUGUGUGUGUUUGUUAGUGUUGAUGGUUCAUACAUGAUUCACUGCAUUUUAUCAAUAAUGAAACGGAGGUUCUUUUUAAAAAACCCCAACAUCCAAAUAUAUCCAUUUGCGUGACAAAGAUCCGCCCUCACAGAAAUCUCCUCAAAAGCUGAUGCAGCUGUGUGCUUGUGUUUACUGAGCUGCAGCAGAAACUUACUGCUUGUUUCUUUAAUAGACAAUCUGUUUUGUGAUCAUGUUCUUAUUAUUAUGAAGGGAGAGCAGCGUUUGCACGACGGCAUCGCUGCAGUUCCUGUUGUGAUUUACGAGGCUUAGAGGAGCGACAGAUGGUGGAGGUACAGAACCAUGUCACAGCCAAUCUCAACAGUUUAGCCCUAAGUUUAUUACCACCCACAGGUCACUCAAUUAACCUAAUUGCAAGCAGUUGUUGUGCUACCUUAGCUAGAGAUAAGUGGGCUUCCUCAGCUGUGUGUGUGUGUGUGUUUGGCUGUGUGUUAAUCCAUGGGAUGGUAGACCAUCGCUGCACCAUAUGGUCAAGACAGAGAAUGGAUGGAUUUAAAACUACGAUCAUCCUGGUGCAUUACAAGAUGAGUGUCAGUAUCAUUUUCUCUGGCCCCAUGGAAGUGAGCCGAGGCAAACAGCUUUACAGCUCAGGUCCAAGGACACGAGACCACAGACGCUCCAGUGCCCCCCCUCAACACUGAACCAAGUGACCCAGAACCCCACAGUCCACAGUCGCCUGCUGCGGCUGGCAAAGUGGAAGCUGAAGGCGGAAAGAGAUGACGUCUCGUGUUUUUAACGGAGAGGUGAUGGUCCAGGACAACCUGCUACCAAGUAAAGACAGCUUGCUCUGUGGUUGCUGUUUGUUGUAAAGCUUAAGGACCUGAACAAGAGCAGGAAAAUAUCUUAAAAAACGUACAUGGUGGCAGGACAUAACUGACAGAAGAAAAAUGUCUCGAACGGAAGAAGUCAACAAGAUGACAGAAAAUGUCUACAAGGGGAUUUUGGAUCAGUUCAACCCCAGUCUGAAGAACUUUGUGACGAUGGGGAAACACUAUGAGAAAGCCCUGACAGGAGUAACUGUGGCUGCAAAAGGGUACUUUGACGCUCUGGUGAAACUGGGAGAACUGGCGAGCGACAGCCAAGGCUCCAAAGAGCUGGGUGACACACUGUUUCAGAUGGCCGAGGUCCACAGACAGAUUCAGGUGCAGCUGGAAGACGUGUUAAAGCUGUUUCACUCUGAGCUGCUCGCCCAGUUGGAGCAGAAGCUGGAGCUGGACAUCAAAUACCUCACAGCCACUUUGAAGAAGUAUCAGAGCGAGCGGCGGUCGAAAUCUGAGUCCAUUGAGCGUUGCCAGUCGCAGCUGAAGAAACUCCGCAGGAAGAGCCAGGGCAGCCGUCACCCAAACAAAUAUGGAGACAGAGAAAUGCAGUUUGUGGAGCUGAUGAGUCGCCGCCAAGGUGAGCUGGAUGCUUUGGUUGCCACGGGUUACAAGUCUGCGCUCACCGAGGAAAGGAGACGAUACUGCUUCCUGGUGGACAGACAGUGUUGUGUUACCAAACUACUCAUCAACUACCACUCCAAGGUAAGAGAGCUCCUGUCACAGAAACUGUCAUCCUGGCAGCAGUCAUGUUCUCAGCCCACGAAACUCCCAGAGCGCGCUCUGAACCUGCUGCGUCACACCGCGCCUCAAAGCUCGGGGGCUGCCGGGAUAGCCGAGGUCCUCCGUCACACCAAGCUCGGCUCUGCUCAGACCGAACAGAAGCUUUCUGUUCAAGAAGUCCCUCCUCUGUUGAACGGAGACUCCAGUCGCUCCCAGCAGCAGCGCUCACUCCCCUCCAACACCCAGAGUGAUACCUGUCCUCCUCAGGGUUCCCCUCAGACUUUCCGCUCUCUCACCACUGGAGGAGCUGCCGGAGGUUCAUCACGAGGAGCAUCUCCUCAACACACCAGCACUCCCGUCAGUGCAUCAGCAAGCCCCCUCCCUGACAGCAGCACCAGUGGCAGCGCCAGCCCUGCUGCAUCCACUCCCACCACGUCCAACAGCUCGACCCAGCAAAGCUCUCUCCUCCUGGCCACCAACACAUCCAACCUCUCACCGUGUCUCAUCCCCUCCACGGUGAUGUCACUAAGCCAGAUCUCCCCGGCCAGCGGCUCAGUGCAUGGCGUGACCCUCCCCAUCCCCCACGGUGCUCCUCACAGUCCUCCACUGCCCCACAGUGCUCCUCUCUCCAGGGCCAUGACUCCUGUGCAAUUACUGCACCAACAGAUGGGAGCAGGUGGGAGCAACACUUCCUCACCUUCACAUAAUUCCUGGCUGCUGAAAGCCACUGAGAUGUCGGCAACAGCAACACUCCCACUGCCGAGGAGACCUCUCAGUGAAAUGAGGCUGGGUGGCUUUCAAGGCUCCAGUCUACCCAGGAUGCUUCCUUUAUCUGGACCUACAUGUGUAGAAGCCAUGUUUGCUCACACUCCUGCAGCAUUGGAGGGCAGAGGCGUAGGGGGCGGAGCUUGCUUACUGCACUUCCUGCCCGGUGACAACAUCGCCCUGCUCAUCUCUGAGCCGAGAGACGGAUGGCACUACGGUCAAAAUGAACGAACUGGGCGGAAAGGCUGGUUCCCUUUCUCCUACACUCAGCCACACCUCAGUAAGAUUGAUCACCUCGAGAACUCUCUCUUCUUAUCUAAGGCUAACAGCACCAGUACAGGCCAGCUUGACAAGCUGGUGUCUCCCGGUUUGCCAGCUCUUACCCCCGAAUCAGAGGAGGAGCGCUCUCUUCCGCCCCAGAGGGUCAGCACCUUCCGUCCACGCCCAUACAGCAUGGCUGACAGCAACAAGAUCACCUCAGAAUUGGUCUCUCCACCACCCUCCCCAACCAGGAUCAAUCCGUUUGCCCACAUCCGACUUAGGAAAACUGUCACCAAUGACCGCUCUGCUCCCAUCAUUGAUUCUCUUUGUUCAGCUGAUCUAGGGACUGGCUCCUAAUAGCAGGUUGUGAACCUUCAUUUACACUGUAGUGUUACGGUGUCAAUGGGGAGAGGACAGGCUCCUGUUAAAAAAAAAAAGUGCUAUUAUGAUAUUAUAUUUUUUAGAAAAGCUGCUAGAUUGUUGCAUUUUCUUGAUCUCAAUGAAGGUAAACUUUUAACUUUUUUCAAAGUGGGGUUUUUUAAUUUUAAAACAUGGUUAUUUGGCUGAAACUUGACCUGUUUUAUUGGUUCGGUGAGUUAGUCUUGUGUCAUUUUUACCUUAAAAUCACUCUACAUGGGUAAUGUUACGUACACUGCCCGUGUUACAACAUAUCUAAAGUUUAUGCUAGUUAACACUAUACAUUUUGCUGCUGUUAAGUUACGCAUUUUUGUAUUAGUAUAACUUUUUACCUGUACUCAAAAUACAUUGUAAAAACACUUCUACCUUAAAUUUGAUUAUUCAGAUGAUUGCUCAGUGAGACUUUGUUAGUUUCUCAGUGGAAUACUUAUUUAAUACAGUACAAGUCCUACAAAAUAAAGAAACACUCAUGAGCUUUGCAGACACAAACUGUGGCAGUUAAUAGGGGAAUGUUUGGAUGGUGUUAUUAUUGAAAGAAGUGUUUCUUUAGAAAGUAGCAAGUUGUGGAGGGUUCAAAAUGUGAAGAUUAAGAGAUUUGCAUGCUCGGUCUUUGGAUUUGAUGUCUUCUUGAUUCCUUUUCAGUCCCAACUCUAAAGCUAGACAACAUCUAGGCUAGUUGAUUGUAGCUGUAUGUUUACCAAUCAAACUGAGCAGAAUCUUAAAGAGAGACGUGAAAGCCAAGACAGAUCAUAGGAUUAAGUCUUAUUGGGGAAAUGUAUCCAUGAAAGUGAUGAAGAAAGUACACGGGAAGUUGGCCAACGUCUGAGCAAGUGUAAACUAGAGAUAUCCAAAGUAAUAUUCUGUAAGUCGGUAGUUGCCUCUAGCAAACUGUGGUUUAAAGGUGGAACUUUUAAUCUGUGCAAAGUGAAAUGGUUUUUGUUCCUAUUGUAAUUGCCUUGACUUUCUAUGAUUGUCUAGCGGCUUAAAGAUUAAAGAUAUCGCCCACACGGGUUGUAGUAAAUCAUUUCACACAGUGAAUAUUAUUACUUAGCAGUAUGGCAUCAUUAAUAACGGUGACAGAAAAAUGAUAGCGCUAGUGCUUAUUCAUGCUUGUAUAUAGUGCCUUAAAUGUGUGUGUUUGUGUGUGUAUAUGACUUUUGUUUGACUAUUUUUAUGAUGAUAUUUCACUUUGGUGGAACAGGAUGACUUUGUUGAGGCAGUGAACCUCCAAUACAUUCAGGGUAUUCAAACUGAACAUGAAAUGAGACUUCUUACACGACGCAGUGAAAAUUCUGAAUAGCAUAUUAUUAUCACGAAUAUUGAUUCAUCUAGUCUUUAAUCUCUGACUCAAACUGAAAUAAGUUUGGGGCAAGUGAAAAUGCAACACAUUAAAAAACUAAUUAUUUAGCCAGAGUGCAUUAAUGGAAAAUGUGUGAAAAUUAGUGUAGAAAUUGAUUGACACAGAAGAAUAAUAUAGUAUAUGUGCAACACAAAAAUAAGUUUGAGGUAUGAAACACCCUCUAAGAAAGUCAUGGAAAAUUUAUAAAGGAAUGAAUGUGUGCACGCUGUUGUACAUGCAAGAAGAUCGCUAAAUGAAUGAUAUCAAGUUUACCGCUUGAUUGCAGAAACUUGUCGUAAGUCAAACACUCUUCUUCCAAAGUAGAAUAUUGUUUUACCAUUGCACACCCAUUUUACAGUCACUUGGUUCUGUAUAAAAUGACGCAAUGUAAACAGACCGCAAGUGUGUUCUCUGAAUUGCAUCGACAUGAGAUCCUGUUGAUUGCAGAAGAUAUUAUUAUAAUGAUGAAUACUGCUGAAGACUUUCUUUACCUUAAACACUGAAUAUUGUCUUGUUGUGAAAUAAAAGUUCU
Molecule: messenger RNA, 5598 nt
Organism: Scatophagus argus
Lineage: Eukaryota; Metazoa; Chordata; Actinopteri; Scatophagidae
Exons: 18
Coding region: 1631-3667 (678 amino acids)
Biological process (GO): actin crosslink formation; actin filament bundle assembly; plasma membrane organization
Cellular component (GO): cytosol; nucleoplasm
Molecular function (GO): protein binding; cytoskeletal adaptor activity
Source: RefSeq, a predicted model, not a curated record